Molecule: messenger RNA, 3874 nt
Organism: Lineus longissimus
Lineage: Eukaryota; Metazoa; Nemertea; Pilidiophora; Heteronemertea; Lineidae
Product: serine/threonine-protein phosphatase 2A 65 kDa regulatory subunit A alpha isoform-like
Exons: 16
Coding region: 2-1777 (591 amino acids)
Biological process (GO): protein dephosphorylation
Cellular component (GO): cytoplasm; protein phosphatase type 2A complex
Molecular function (GO): protein phosphatase regulator activity; protein binding
Source: RefSeq, a predicted model, not a curated record
AAUGGCCGCCAGCGAAACUCAAGGAGACGAUUCUCUCUAUCCAAUUGCCGUCCUUAUCGACGAGCUGAGGACAGAUGAUGUUCAGUUACGUUUGAACAGCAUCAAGAAGUUAUCUACGAUCGCUCUUGCUUUGGGUGUUGAGAGGACAAGGACAGAACUCAUCCCAUUUCUAACAGAUACAAUCUAUGAUGAGGACGAGGUUCUGCUUGCUUUGGCAGAACAACUCGGUAACUUCACUCCGCUGGUCGGUGGCCCUGAAUAUGUCCAUAGUUUAUUGCCUCCACUGGAAAGUCUUGCCACAGUAGAGGAGACUGUUGUCCGUGACAAGGCUGUGGAAUCUCUUAGGACGAUCGCCGCCCAGCAUUCACCCACAGACCUGGAGCAACACUUUGUCCCUCUGGUGAAAAGGUUGUCUGUCGGUGACUGGUUUACAUCCAGGACAUCAGCGUGUGGUCUCUUCAGUGUCUGCUAUGCCAGGAUUUCAAACUCACUGAGGGCAGAACUAAGGCAACAUUUCCACAACCUGUGUGGUGAUGACACACCAAUGGUUCGCCGUGCCGCGGCAGGGAAGCUUGGAGAGUUUGCCAAGGUCGUCGAGAUCGAUUGUAUGAAACAGAAUAUUAUCCCAUUGUUCACAACGCUUGCCCAGGAUGAACAGGACUCCGUGCGCCUCCUAGCGGUGGAAGCAUGUGUUAGCAUUGCAUCGCUCCUGAAUCAGGGCGACCGUGAGCAGUUGGUGAUGCCAACCUUGAGGCAAGCAGCGGAGGACAAGUCGUGGAGGGUUAGAUACAUGGUCGCUGAUAAAUUUACUGAUCUGCAGACAGCUGUCGGGCCUGAGAUCACCAAGAAUGACCUGGUGCCUGCCUUCACUCACCUCCUCAAGGAUUGUGAGGCCGAGGUCAGAGCCGCCGCCGCACAUAAAGUCAAGGAAUUCUGUGAAAAUCUGGCACCGGACAAACGCGAGGAACUCAUCAUGAAUGACAUACUGCCGUGUAUCAAAGAUUUAGUGACAGAUGCCAAUCAACAUGUCAAGUCGGCACUGGCCUCAGUCAUCAUGGGAUUGUCGCCAAUAUUAGGCAAAGACAACACAAUAGAACAUCUUCUGCCACUGUUCCUGAUCCAGUUGAAAGACGAGUGCCCAGAAGUCAGACUCAACAUUAUUUCAAAUCUAGACUGUGUGAAUCAGGUUAUCGGCAUUGCACAGCUCUCACAAAGUUUACUUCCUGCAAUCGUAGAAUUGGCCGAAGACGCAAAAUGGAGAGUUCGCCUUGCUAUCAUUGAAUAUAUGCCUCUUUUGGCCGGACAAUUAGGCGUUGAGUUCUUCGAUGAGAAGCUGACGUCACUUUGCAUGCGCUGGCUAGUCGACCACGUGUACGCAAUCCGUGAAGCAGCCACAAUGAACCUGAAGAAACUGGUGGAGAAAUUCGGCACUGAAUGGGCGCAGAAGACAAUAAUCCCAAAGGUUCUAGCAAUGUUGACGGAACCUAAUUAUCUUCAUAGGCUGACGUGUCUAUUCUGUAUUAAUCUUUUAGCAGAGGCUUGUGGGCCAAAGAUCACAACAGAUCUUCUCUUACCCAAGAUUCUACCACUGGCCCAAGAUUCAGUAGCAAACGUGCGAUUUAAUGUAGCAAAAACUUUACAAAAGCUUGGGAACUCUUUUGAACCAGCUUGUGUGCAAACUCAUAUCAAGCCUGUUUUAGACAAAUUACAAAAUGACACAGACCCUGAUGUUAAAUAUUAUGCUGAGGAGGCAAUGGAAGGGCUGAAGCUGUCGUGAGCCAGCAGCAGCAGUAUGAGUAGUUUGCGGAAUACCUAUUACUAAGCCCGUCGAGAAAAAGGUGGAAAAGUAAUUUAACAAAGACUUUGUGUCAAACUGUGUAGAAAAUAGUAACAUUUGGACAUUUAUUCAUAUUGUUGUUAACACCUGAUGAUUUGAACUUGAGAGCCGCCUGGGUGCUAGGUGUGGAGUCGCUGGGAACCCCUUCUUGUCUGUAGCCAAGGAUUCCAAACUGAGGCAUUGAGAGCUGCUCACAAACGGGAGGUGUUCUCUGCAUUCACAGAAGCUGCUUCAGCUACGGAUGCCAGAUUGGAUAGGGGUUGUAGCUCGAGGAGCAUCAGUGCUCCAGCUAUCAGUUCACAGAUUCAUUCCUUUACAUUGUACAGCUAAGAGGAAGGUUUCUAUUUAAUUGACUUUGUACAUUUUUCACGAUGACCUAUGCUGAUGCGAGAGAUCAGAAUGAGGGUGUUCUUUCAGAGGCUGUAAAGUGCAUGAGCCGACAGAAGUCUAACGGAAAUAUGUAGACUUAGUACCCUACAAUGCCUCAAUGAUUUUAAAUGGCCAAGCACGCAUUAUAUACUGUUAUGAACAAGGAUUGUGUGAUGAUGCUUUUGUAUUCCGAUUGGUGUUGAAUUCAGUGUUUGUAACAAACUUGAUAAAACAUACUAUCUUGCCUUCUUUCAAAUCGUCCCACUUUACACUUGGGUGAGAACAGAAACAGUAAUGCUGUGCUUGGUGUGAUCUACCGUGGGGUAGUUAGACGCAAGUUGGCGUAGAACAAAUACUUACCUGCAUCAUGAGUUCCAUUCAGUAUGGUGUCAAGUGUCACUGAGAAAGGGCAGUUCUUGGCGGAUGGUAAAGCUUGUACAGCAACAUUCAUCAGGAGACAAGUAGCAGGUAUCCUACUUGGUCUUGGCAUGUUUCGAAAGUUGCUUAGUCGGAUGGGGGUAAUGUUUAACUUGUCCAGCGAUGGUAGCUCGUUUAUUAAUUGAACCUGUCCCUGAUAAAUGUUGGAAUCAAUAUCAAGACAAGACGAGAUUUCUGACGUUGAUAAUUUGUAUGUUUUCAGGAGUAGGCCAUUGAUGUGUAUGUUUUCAGGAGUAGGCCAUUGAUGUGUAUGUUUUCAGGAGUAGGCCAUUGAUGUGUAUGUUUUCAGGAGUAGGCCAUUGAUGUGUAUGUUUUCAGGAGUAGGCCAUUGAUGUGAACAUAACUCCUGCAGUUGUCUAUUGGUUGCACAUGAUUAAGAACUCAAUUUGGAGCAUCAUUGACUGAGUUGACAUAGAAGGUUGUGGAGUCACUGCUCACAAGUCGCAUUUGAUGUCAGUUCUCCUGUAUCACUGUGACACAUAACAACACAACUUCCUAUGUGAACUUGGUGUUGGCUUGGAAACAAAUAUUUCAACCCUCUUGCAUAGUUUCCUUUCUUUGUGCGGGAACUUUUCCCAUGUCGACGUGAAUUGUCACCGAGAUGAACUGUCUGUUGUUGUCACCCUGACAAUCAUCAUCUUGUGCAUCUAGGUUAGGAUUUUAAAAUAUUGUGAUGUUGUAACCUGCAGUGAUCAAAGUUGUUUCCUAAAUCAUGAGGGCAGGGGACAGGGCUGUAGACGUAUUGUGGGGUCAUUCGGUUCUGCUGCUUGCACUUGAUACCCUUGAUAAUGAGUCACUUCAUAACCAAUAGGCAGCAAUAGUGAGUGGUCUGGUGUACAUCUCAAGACCAUGUCUAUUUCAUCCACAAAAUGAUAUGUUUGGUCCAGGACCACUCACUACUGCUGUCACCUUUUGGCACUAAGUCCCUUGUUGGAAGUGACAGACUCCCAGGUGAAUGAGACUGAUCCACUGUAGCAUGGAGAUUAUUCCUAUCAGUGUAUUAAGCAGAGACAGAGUGGCUCCACAAGACUUUGGACUGGUGGUGGCACUAGUCUGACAAUGAUGGUUGUGACCACUCAAGCUGGCACAACCAUUUCUAUACCUCAAACAGAUAUUGCUAUUGCAUUCAUAUAGUUUGUGGUAGUUUGUACCUCCCUUUGUAAAUUAGAUGUAAAACAAUUCAAGGGCCCAGCGGCCAAUGUCGUAAAAAUAAAUGCAUCAUUGAUUGGA